Messenger RNA from Astrephomene gubernaculifera, 1239 nucleotides. The record is from the annotation of a GenBank genome assembly. NCBI's taxonomy places the organism in Eukaryota, Viridiplantae, Chlorophyta, Chlorophyceae, Chlamydomonadales, Astrephomenaceae.
AGGAGGAGGAGGCAAGCGGUCGUACGGAGCUCAGCUGCUGGCGAAUCUGCAGGAGCGUCAGGCGCAGGAUGAGGCGGAAGGCGGACCCGCCGCCAAGCGCCGGCGCUCUGACAGCGACCCAUGGGACAACAGGCCCAUGUCAGGCAGCAAGGCUCGCGCCAUCGCUGCUGCUCGAGCCGCUGGCAAACUCAACAACACCAGCAACAGCAGUACGCCCGGCGGAAACGUCGCGAACGGCCCAGCAACGACGCCUGGUGUUGGGGGCAAUGGUAGCAGUAACGGCAGCGGCAGUGCCGCUGCUCCCAGGCCUUCUCCGCUGACAGGUAUCCGACUCUCCGCGCCACCGCCGCUUCCAGCCAGCCUCGCGGGGCUGCUGAAAGGACCCACGGGUCAGUCGGCAGGAAGUGGCGGCGUACGAGCCACACAACCAGCAACCGCUGCAUCUGGGGCGGUCGGCUGCGCUCCGAAACCUCGCACCCCAGCAGCAGCCGCUGCUGCCAGUGGCACGGGUCGUGUCAUUGGAGGCAAUGACGUUAAGGGUCAACAGCAGCGGGGACAACAGGCGGCGCAGCAGCAGCAGCAGCGCAAGGGGCAAACGCAAGUCGGACACCGCAAGUCAGGGGGCGCGCAUGAGGAGAAGACGGGGGCAGCGGCCGAGCAGAAGGAGGGAGCCGCGGACGAUGAUGAGGUGCUUUUAGAGCUGCUGGAGGAGGAUGAGUUGGAGGUGGUGGAUGGGGUGGAGGAGGAUGGUGGUGGUGACGUGGUAAGUACGGCAGCAGCGGCCGAGGAGGCGGCUGGUGCGGCCAACGAAGCUGACGUGGACCAGGACGCCAGAAGCGCACAGCCCCCACGAGGAGGAGGAGGUGCAGGUGACGAUGGCAUGGAGGAAGAAGGGGCUCAGCAGCAGGAGGAGGAGGAGGAGGGUGUGGAAGGCAUGGAUGCAGAGCAUGGGGCCUUUGGUAAGGCAGAAGCGGAGGAGUCUGCUGCUGCUGACGCCGACGUUGAAAAAGACGACCAAGAUGCCGCAGCCGCGUGCAAAGGCACAGCGGGUACGGCAGCCGCGACGGAAGAGGUGUGUGGUCUGGACGAGCUUUUGGAGUUGUUUCCUGAGCUCCAAGAUCAGGCUGCUGACGCUGCUGCGAGGGAUGGUGCCACACAGCAACGGCCGCAGCAACAUCAGGACUCUUCCAAGCGUGUUAGCAGCAAUGCUGCAGCAACGCCCGCAAUCACCGCCACGGC